CAGAUAUUUUAGUCUCUCAUUUGGUCACACAGCUUGUUGGGCUUGGGCUUGUUGUGAACUUUUACACGCGUUAAAGUCAAACCUGGCAACCCAACCGCAUGCUCUGAUUCAGAGUGCAGAGGCCACCCCAUAAAAGCGCUAUCACGGAGUGAGCGCCCGUGAUGAUUCCAUUUGGAUUUGACGAUUAAGGGUUUUCUUUUUUCCAUGAAAUUUGUGAAGAAGAGAAUAAACGAAACAAAAAGGUUUGUCACAUAACAGGCAAGCCGCAUCGACGACGACAUCAACAGCGGUCACAAUAGAGCGAGCGCGCAAAGACAUGUGCGAUACGUUAACUUGACAGUUCGGCUCCCAGAUCGCUGGUGAAACAUUAACUAAGUUUUACGUCUGCUAUGUGUAUAACCGAGCACAGUAACAGAUAAUACAGAGUCUAGUUUGCGACCAUUACAAAAAAAACAAAAAAACAAAAUGUGGCACCAAAAUGACGACUGUCAUCGGUGACCAUACUCUUCAUCUUGUGGCUGAGCAAGAAGGCACGACAUGAUUUAUGACUUCCUGAACCCAAGCACUGACUUGACGUGCUUGAAUUUUGCCACAGUAACUUGGAACAUGUUCAAAGGUUAAUGCGGUACUUCGGACUUCCCCUUAUGUGACAGUCAGUAUUGCUGGUCGUGAUGAUUCAGGAAAUGGAGGUGCCGUUCUCUGAGAAGAUGAAGAUGAAUGACUGGCUGCUAAGUGGCUUGUAGGGCGUGAGUAAUUCUUCAGUGAUGGACGAUGUUUCCCAGCAGACCCAGUGAAUCCCAUCAUCGCCGCCUAGAAUGGAAGACCCGCUUUAAGUGCCGCAAGGAGGGGCCACGGUACCGCAGCUCCGAGCUUUCAUAACCCACCUCGCCGCUUCGUUGGCCCGACAGAGUGACAAGAUGUUUUGGAGAGUCCGCCGUUCAAUGAGGAUGCACUGGGUCCGGCUGAUGACCACCUGCCUGGUGCUGUCGGUGGUCAUGGUUUGGUGGGACAACGGCAUGAUGAACCAUGUCAAGUCCUUCUCGUACCGGCUCCUGGUGAACCGCUUCGGCGAUAUCAACAGGAGCCUCACCAUCACGCGGGAGCAGGCUCGCAGCUUCAGCAACUUCCGCAACCUGCUGGAUCACCCGAACAAAUGUGACGACCAGGAUGUCCUCCUGCUGCUAUUUGUGAAAUCGUCGCCGGUGAACACCGCCAGGCGCGAGGCCAUUCGAUCCACUUGGGGUAACGAGACCUUUAUACUGGACUCACUGGGGGUGACGGUUAAGGUGGUCUUCGCCUUGGGAGCGCCCUCGGGACCCAACGGCACGGACGCUAUUCUUCAGAUGCGGCUGUUCCGAGAGGACCGUCACCAUGGCGAUUUGAUCCAGCAGGACUUUCGGGAUUCGUUCCACAACUUAACCCUGAAGCUGAUCAUGCAGUUUCACUGGAUGCACAGGUGCUGCGCUCACGCCCGCUUUUUCAUGACGGCAGACGACGACGUCUUUAUUCACAUGCCCAACUUAGUGGCAUACCUGCAAGGCCUCCGAGACCAGGGGGUCUCUGACUUCUGGGUGGGCCGGGUUCACCGGGGCGCCCCACCGAAGCGCAGUCAAGACAGUAAGUACUACGUACCUCCGGAUAUGUACCAGUGGAUAUCGUACCCGGACUACACGCCCGGGGGGGGCUACGUGCUGUCCGGCGACGUGGCGGACAAGAUCUACCACGCCACCCUGACGCUGAAUGCCUCGCUUCACAUUGACGACGUGUUCAUGGGCAUCUGCGCCAAAGCCGUUGGCGUGUCGCCGCAAGAGCAUUUGUAUUUCGCGGGGGAGGGGAAGGCACCUUACCACCUGUGUAUCUAUAACCAGAUGAUUACCUCCCACGGACACGUGGAGGACCUCCAAGACCUGUGGAAGGCGGCCACACACCCGAAGGUGAAAGAGAGGACGUCCGGACUUCUAGGCAAGCUCUACUGCACGGCCAUGAAGAUCUUUCUGCUAUGUCGAUACCAUCUCAACGGCUACCCUUGCCUCGCCGCUUUUCAUUGAGAUUGUACGAGGAAGGAACAUUUAAGAAUUCAGCGGUACCCUGAUUUACAAAGUGAUUGUGGAGUUUUUUUUGUGAUAAGAUCCCAUUUUUUUUUUUGACUUGCGAGCAAAAAUUAGACCGAAAAGAUAUGAGCGUUAAAUAUUGGCAACGAACUAAGUGCAAUUUGGAAGAGAGUGAAAAAGUUGAGUUGACUGCCAAGCCCAGUUGACUGUCAAACUAAACAUAAAAUAAAGAGCAUUGCAUGUUAUGUUUUUUAAAUAAGCAUUAAACUGUCUUACAAAACAGACAUAAUCUUGACCCUCAACAAUCACUGCAACUUAAUUGAGCUAUUUGGGGUGCGUUCACACUGCAAGAUGUGAUGCCCAAUUCAGACUUUUUUAUUAAAUUUGAUCUGAUGUAUUGGUUCACAUUACAAAAACAAAUACAACUUCUAAUUUGAAAUCAAUGAGUCUGUGAUGUCACACGCAUGGGCACAAUGCAUGACAUGAAGUGACGUACACCAGAGCAGUGCUUACGGAGGUAAAUGUGUAUCAGGGCGCAUUUGAUCAUCUCCUAUCGCAAUAGUAGCAUGGUGGGAAGAAGUAGAAACGUUUUGGGUAUUUGAGUCAAAGCUCCUUGAUCUCAUUUAAUGGAGACGGCUACUGAAGAUGACGUCACGUCAUUGCCGCCUGUAAUAAAUGAACCGUCUGUAUGGCUGGAAUACUUCAAUAACCACGUCAACUAAUUUUUUGGGAUUGUGUUGCUUUAAAAAAAAAAAGUUACAAGUGAGCUUCCCAUUGGCUGGAAGUCGAGUCAAGAGUGGGGAAAAAAACCCAACUACCUAUACCAGGUCAGUGAGUCACUCAUUUUGGUGGGCCCUGACAGGACAAGCUGAACAAGUUCUUAACAACAUGGAUGAAUGAAUGGAAGAAAUCGUCAAAACACACAAAUACAAAAUACAGUAGGCUCACAUCCAGUACCCACAUGAAGACAAUUGGGCUGUCACUCAGUCGGCCCCCGCGCCCUUUAAGUACACAUUUGUGACUACAGGCUUGCCCCACUGUACAGUACAAACUUUUUUUUUUUUACAUUCACUUUUGGGUUUUUUUUAAUAUUCAGUACAGCACUGUGUAUUCAAUCACAUAAACAGGUAUUUUUUAACAGUGGGAAUCAACACAAUUUCAAUUUCAAUAAUAUUGAUUUGAUAUAUGAGUUCUGAGCUUGGUCACAGACACUCAUAAGUCAAGGCGCCACUGUAUGACCUCAGUCCUUUGUGUCAAACACUCCUGACUGGACAUGACAUGACUUAAGUGUUGUAAUUGGAGUCUUUCUUACUGUUAGAGAGAGCAAAAAACUCUACUUAAGAAGUACACAUCCUCUGCUAGUUAAGUAAAAGUACUCCAUUGAGCUGAGUUUUUCCGUAAGUCUCCUAAGACUCUGAAAUGUAAUUAAGGCAAAAAGUAAAAAAUAUAUUUACUGGCAUUUAUAUACAAUAUCCGUUUUGACAAAGCAAGCACAAGCUAUUAACGCAAUCAAAACGUGUUCCCAUAGCUUCGCUAACCUAAACUGACCAAAAAAAAAAAAAACCAAAAGAUAAUUCACUAAUCACGACAACUGGAAAAGAAAAUACAUCUUACCUGGGUGCUUUGUCAAAUUAGAUGGAGAAUUAUUGACGACAAGCUGGUGGGUUUUAGGCUCGAACAACACGUUAGCCAUGAAACCCUCUUGCUAAUAAGGCCACGGAUGGUAGGGCUGUAACGAGACACCAAAGUUAAGACUCCAUUCCUACGUUCAUUUUUGAAACACAGUUCGUUUUUAAAAUAAAUUAACCUCAUAAAAAUUGUCAGAGAAGACCGUGCCUGUUUCGUUCCGUGCUCCACUUAGAGUAAAUGCUCCGUCUUGUUUCUCAAGUCACUCAGACUGCCUGCUAAAAAUAUAUAAAAUAAUGUCUUUCAUUAAGCUACGGUUGAACUUUAGCUGUGAGUACUUGAUUAAAUAUUUAUUUUCUUGAAUACAGAUGCCGUGUCUUGCCUCAAGUCAAAUAAAAUGACUUUAAAAUUGUCGACUGGUUUACAACACAAUGCAAGGCAGAAAUGACUGUUUUUUUGUGGUCCUGGUUGUGAAUUCAAAGGAUGGCCAAUCUAAUGAGUCCAAAAAUAUCUGCGUGGCUUAGUGUAAAAUUCCACACAGAGAAGAAAAAUGUUGAAUGUGACUGAUAAUGCAAGCAGUUUUGUGGACUGAAAUAAAACAAUGUGUCAUAAAAAAAGGCCUAUUAUGUUUUAAUGGUGUCAUUUUACUCGAGAAUUUACAUAUGUCCAUUAAACACAUGAAAGGGAUCCCAAACAACCUCAAUCUAAUAUUGCACUGUGUAUGAUGCAUCGCACCACAAAGUACAUAUAAGACACUUAAGUUUAAAUCCAAAAUUAGCUUUAUGUUGAAGCAAAUUGUAGUUGAGUGUUCAGUGUAUACACUAAGAGGGCAGCACAUAAUAUCAAUAGUACCUGAUGGAUUGUCAACAAGAGCCCCUGUAUUUACCUUUCUGGGGAGAUUGGGUCAUGUGGCUUUGGCAAGCUGUGCCCUGUCACUGUGAUGCCAUUUUCACAAAGUGGCAUAAUGACCAACCCCUAAAAAUGAGCGGAUUUAAUCAGAAUGCCUGCAUUUCAAUUUGUAACUUUGCAUGCAUGUCCCAAGUUUCUAUUUUCAUUGACUAUGAAGUGAGUGUAUAGUGGUGUUACUGUUUCAGCAAACCGAAGCACAAAGAUUCCAUUGCAUGUGUCCCAUUCACACCAGUAGCAAAGCGGGAUAAAAAUAUGCAAUAUCUGCUUGGAAAGAGUAAUGAUUUAGAUGACUCUUCCCUGCAAACAAGUGGCACCAACCGUAUCGCUAGCAGGUGGAGACUUAAAACCUCAAAGGACUACAACAGCAGGUUACAGCAACUUUCAUUUAUUAAGACAUUCUUAUAAUUUGAGAGGAUAUCUGAAAAGUAGUGCAGGGGGGAGGUGUGCAUGUCGCUAAAUGCUAAUAUACCCUAUUGUGAGUAAAACACCAGCAAACUAUGGCCUAGCCGAGAAAUUCUGACGGCGAGUUGGAUGAAAACAUGAUACAUUUAAAUAAACA
Molecule: messenger RNA, 5145 nt
Organism: Hippocampus comes (tiger tail seahorse)
Lineage: Eukaryota; Metazoa; Chordata; Actinopteri; Syngnathiformes; Syngnathidae
Product: lactosylceramide 1,3-N-acetyl-beta-D-glucosaminyltransferase A
Exons: 2
Coding region: 918-2048 (376 amino acids)
Biological process (GO): protein O-linked glycosylation
Cellular component (GO): Golgi membrane
Molecular function (GO): N-acetyllactosaminide beta-1,3-N-acetylglucosaminyltransferase activity
Source: RefSeq, a predicted model, not a curated record